Messenger RNA from Eurytemora carolleeae, 3879 nucleotides. RefSeq lists its product as uncharacterized. NCBI's taxonomy places the organism in Eukaryota, Metazoa, Arthropoda, Copepoda, Calanoida, Temoridae. The coding region runs from base 1699 to 3342 and encodes 547 amino acids. The transcript is spliced from 6 exons. The record is from RefSeq and is a predicted model, not a curated record.
UUUUCUGACUUUUCCUACAUACAUUCUAAUCCCUAAAUCUUUGCACCGAGUGGUGUAAACCUUUGAUAUCUCAACACAAGUAAAAUACAGUUCGGAACUUUUUUACAUUUUUUACAUUAUAUAGCCUUCAGAAUUCAGAAAGAUAAAAAUAUAUUUUUUUUAACUAACCAUAGUAUAGAAUACAAUUUCUUCAAUAUCUCUUUUGGUUUUAUUAUUCCUGACUCCUGUGAUAAUGAUAUUCGCCAACCUUUCUUUUCAUUCUGCAGGGGGGCCGGGCCCCCCUAGUUGUGCCUCUGAAUCCUUCUAAGCAAAGAUAAAUGAAUCUUAUUGAUUGCUAUAAAGCCUUAGUUCGCCGUCACUCCCUUUGGAGUGCUCAGGAACUUGAUCCUGGUCUGGAUCUGUUUAUAGAUUAUCAAAAAAUAAAUAACUGAAAACAACAAGAGUAAAUUUACAAGAUUUUCUGUCGUUUUUCUAAGAAUGAAUCUAGAUUGAAUCCAGAUUUGAAUUAAGACGGGAAACGAUCUUGAGCACUGCUUGUAUGUAAACGUUUUACAAUAAAACUUUAAUAUUGAAACAAAGUUGAACGUGAAAUAUUUGUUAUUUAAACUCAAAACUUCACAAAUUUUAAUAUUACAAUUUAAAGUAAAUAUUUUUACAAACUUGAUAUUGUCGUGCAUGAAGAUUGCAGACUAAUAUCACGACUGGAAGAAAGAAAAGUAAAAAUCCUUAUCCUAUUAUUCCUGUGUUCUACAGAUACCUUGAGAACUGAGUCCCUAGAAGCUAGUUUGAGCUGGCUCCAGUCCUCUCUCCUAGAUGCAUGGAGGGUUAAGAUUGCUUUAGCGGCCAACUCGAAUUCUCUAAUUCAGAACCUUGUACCUUUAGAACCAUUGCCUCAUUUUCACAUGGCAAGGGGCCUGCCAGUACCGUUGUUGGUUUACAACGCCAAGCUUCAGGAUGGUCUGGCCAACCUUACGUUCAGGAACCUCAUCAGAAACUCAGGAUUGAAGUUUCAAGGAGAACUUGUUGUAAUACCUUCAUAUGUUACUCAAUCUGAUCUUCUCAAGGCUGCUCUUGAGUUGGGGCCUGUUCAGGAUAAAUCAUUAUAUCCUGAACUAUUCAUGAUGUAGUACAGCCUUACAGGCUUGAUUUCUUCAUUUCGCCACGAUAUUGAGCAAAAUCUUCACAGUUAACUAUUAGGAUAAUUAAUCGUAUCCAUAAAGGAAUUCUAUACUGAAGUUCAAUUCAUUCCUCUCAACCCCUAUCUUGCAUGGUAUAAUGAGUUGUCUACUAAAAAUAAUAAUUGAAUUGAAUAAGUUUAUGAAUACCUGAGAUCUAAUCACAACGAACAACAUUUACAAGGCAGAUUGUAGAUUGUAGAAUGUAGAUAACUAAAUCCAAGAUUUUGUAAGUUAACCCUAAUUGUGGGUCAAAUAACCAAAAUACUUCGUGUUACGCUCAUAAAUUUAGAUUGUUUGCUUUUGAAUAAAUCUGUAAUUUAGUAAAUGAAAAAAAGUUAUUUAAUAAUCUAUUAUAUGAAUUGUUUUAUUUAAAUAUUUAUGAAAACUUGCGCGAAGCCAAUGAUUAUUAAUUUAUUAUUUUUUUCAGAUGUAAAAAAGCCAACAAUGAUUUGACUAAGCCGGUGACCUGACAGCAGUUGUUCAUUGUUCACAACCUCUAGAAUAAUCUAACAAGGUUAAGAUGCCAGCUCACAGGAAGGGUUCUCUUGAGAGAUAUGUUCCACCGCAUAGAGGAGACAUAGCUACAACUUCCCCUGGUAAAUCACCGUUAAAUACAUCCUCAGAUUCUAAACAUUGGGAGGAAACCUCGCCUCGAAAUAGCUCUAAACAAUGGCCAGACUUCAAGGACAUCAAUGUCGAGAGUUCGAAUUGGGCGGAGGAGGUGGAGAAUGAGAUGGAGAACGAGAUGGAGAUGGGAAUGAAGGAGAUGAACAUCAACAACUGUUUGAAGGAGACUGAGGAGCAGAUUUCUCCAAGGGUUGGUUCACAAACCUUCAACCGAGGUGAGUGGAGUGGAAGAAGAAGAGAUGAUGGGAUCCGAAGAAAUGAUGAGGAAUGGUAUCAGAAUUUAGGUCGAGGACGGGGUAGGGGCCGAGGAAUACAUCAGCAGGAUGAUAGGAAGCCUCCGGGUUCAAGUGUGAAGAGAGAGUUUACCACACGAGUUCAGGACAGGAUACGCAGAGUGGAUAAGCCUGAGAAUGAUGGUGGAAGAUCAGCACAAGACGACCAAUGCUCACUCAUCUCAAAUCAAUCCUCUCAACCGGAGGGAAGGGGGAAUAUGACUGAUCUAAGGGAACGAAUACAGAGGAGAAAACAAAUGGGAUUGAACUCCAGUCAGUUGGAUUUGGGAUCAAAACUACAAGGUUCAGGAUCCAAUGGGUUUAACUCUAACCUUAGCACACACCAGUUUCCUUCCCAGAAUUUCCACCAGCAUGAUUCGCGCUAUAAUGACGACAGACUUGAGCCUCGAUAUAUGGAGGAGAAAACCUCUAAAUUUUCUGAGGACAGAACUAGUCAGAGGUUCUCCGAAGACUGUAAUAAUUACAGGAACAGACAAAACGAGAACAGAAUUGAUACUGAGAGAUCAAGACAGCAUGAGUAUAAAAGAGAAUCGAAAAACCAACAACGAAGAGAAUCGGAAAAGAACGGAAGACAGCUGGCUCGACCAAAGAAGAAUACUGAAAACUUUUCUCCUUGUUAUGAUGCUCCCGAGAUGAGAAUAUUGUGUGCAGCUCCGGGACGGGAGCAGUACACUAGGGAUAUAAGUUCCAGAGAUGUGCUUAUUGUCUCCGACCUAUUCGGAGACGAGACUGAUAUGUCUAUUUAUAACCAUCUUCUGACUGAACUUUCAGAGUCUGGUGUGCCUCAACAGCAACUAUGGCAGUCCUGGCACGGAGAUAGUCAUCUGAUAGCAGAUGAUAAACGGAGAUGGAAGGACGCUAGUCCAACCUUCCAGAUGGUGAUGGAAAGGAUUAAAUUCUAUUUCAAUAUGGAUGUUAAAGCAACAAGACUGAACUGGUAUAGGGAUGAUUCGGAGUGGAAACCGUUUCAUCAUGACGCUGCUGCCAUCAAACCAGACAAAGCUAAAACUCAGAACUUUACCGUUGCUGUUUCUUUUGGCGCAGAAAGAGAUGCGGCUUUUGAGCACGCGGGGACUAAAACAGUGAUUUCAAUGCCACAGCCCAAUGGAACUAUUUAUACGUUCGGUAAGGACGUGAAUAUACUCUGGAGGCACGGGAUUCUCCAGGUUCCACCAGAGAGGCAAACACAACAGGGACGGAUAUCUAUCAUUGCUUGGGGAUGGAUUCCACAGUUUGAUCUUUAAGCUCUGAUCUUUACAUUGAAGAAUGUGUGCAAUGUGCAUGUUCUGAUUUUUUUUUUUUUUUUGAGGAUUUUUACAUGCUUAAUUACUUAGUACAAAUAUUAUACAAAAUGGCAAUGGAAUGUGCUAAAUCAUUUAACUUUACACCGAGUUCAAUAUUUAUUUGUUAUCUAUUAUCAAAAUUGACAAUGUUAAACUGUAUUCUACAAUCUACAUUCUUUAACGCACAUUUUUUUCUCUGUAAUAAAAACAGUAAUUGUAAAUUUAUAGAAUUCUUGAUAAUUUUAACAGUAACCCCGACCUUCAUACCACAAGCCUAAAAUGCCUGAAAUGCAACAAACUUUAUAUAAUAAUAUUUACAUUAUGAAUGUACCCAAAAUGUACCAUGUCUCUAGUUAUAUAAUGUUUGACCUGCCCGUCUCAAAAAAGUGUAAAUAUUUCAAGUUAUCUUGCGUAAUUUGACUUCAAUGUUUUAGGAAAACAGUAAUAAUGUAUAAAUGACUGAAUGUAAAAAUUUAAUAAAUUACGUUUUUUAAAGAA